This is a messenger RNA of Bombyx mandarina (wild silkworm), 1593 nucleotides long. RefSeq lists its product as uncharacterized. The record is from RefSeq and is a predicted model, not a curated record. NCBI's taxonomy places the organism in Eukaryota, Metazoa, Arthropoda, Insecta, Lepidoptera, Bombycidae.
CCUACUACUUUCUGUGUGGGUGUGUAGAAUUUGUGGUAAAAUAAAAGAAAGUUAAUUAUUAAAUAACCUCAUUAAAUAGUUUAAAACACUAAAGUAACCCUAACUCUAAUUAACUCUAUUAUUAAAGUAAAUCUAACCAAAAGAGUCAUGUCUGUUAUUGAGGUCAGACAUUUUCCACCGAAGUGGGAUUUAUCAAUGAUUGUCCGAAAACUGGCUACUGUGAUAAGAGGAAACUUCUCGGCUUUGAACUUUGCCACUUCUAAGGAGGGCAGAGCAUGCUACUUAAAAUUGUCAGAAAUCCUCAAUCCUCAUACAGUAGUGAACAGACUGAACAGAGCUACAUUUGGAUGCUAUAGAAUUAAUGCACGCAUACCGGAGGUUGUGCCACAAUUAAAAGUAUCAAAGAAACCAAGAACUAUACCGCCAAAGUUGAAACAUAGACUUAACAUUCCAAUCGAGGGGAGUCCUACAGAGGUUCUGGAAAAUACAAUAAAAGAAGUUAUAUCUGAAUAUAAUCACAAGUUUCCAGGAGCAUUUGUGAUGAAUAAGAAACUUGGAAAAAAGCUUAUACUGGGAAUGAGAAAGAUAAUUGCCCAACGCCUCGAACGUAUUAUGGAAUCGGACGAUGAGACAAGGGGAAGCUGUUUCAAGUUGAGUCUCGCUUACCGCAAGAGGCACCCUCACUUUACAGACUUUGAGUUUAUUAAGAGCACUCUGCACAGCAUCCAAGAUGCUUCUGGUAUGCCCAGGGAUGAGAUCAACGAACUCGAAAUCAGUACCGUGACAAAAAAUACGAACGUUCCAGAAUUAUUGCGUUGCAAGAAUAUAAAUGUAGUGGUACAUAAAUAUGGCGAACUAUUGAAAGCUAAGGUCGGGGAGCACUUGAACAAUCUGGACACUGUCACCUUGGAGACGGACUCCGAAGAGGUUAAGUCAAGGAAGAGAGUGCGGAGGCAACUCAAGUCGAUGGCGCCUUGCAUCAACCUGAUCAUGAAAGAGAUCCUCGAGAAGAAAUUCUUAUCGGUCAGGAAUCAAUUAGUGAGAAUCAAGAUCUACGGCGAGCCGUUCCUGCCGUCGAAGGAGGAUCUGAUGCCGUUGACGCGGCGCCUGCAGGCCGUGCGCGUGCGGCGCUCCCGCGUGCUCUACAACCUGCUGCUGCUGAGUGUGCCGCGACAGCACGCCGCCGCCGCGCUCGCCGCCGACGGGACCGCCCUCAACGGCGCUAAACUGGUCGUGCGGCAAAUGGACACGAAUGAGAGGAAGAAACUGAAGAGGUACGGCAAGCUGCCGGAGGGCUGGACGCCGGGGUGCGACGACUCGGAGGACUCUGAGGAGGAGGACGACUCGGAGGGAUCCGAAGAGGACAUGGACUUGGACGAAGAGUGAACUUGGCUGGAGCAGGUCGACACGAGAGCUGCGCGCGGAGUUGGUGGCCCGCGGUCAGCAGCGCGCCGAUGCCGGGAUUUGCUGCAGCGGAGUCUCGGGCCGGGAGUGGAAAUCCCCCAAAACUUUAAUGCUCAUGCAUUAUAACCAUAAAGGACAAUGCCCAUUUUCUAUGGGCGUUUGGGCCCCUAAAAAAAGUUGUCCUGUCAU